Messenger RNA from Dacryopinax primogenitus, 204 nucleotides. RefSeq lists its product as uncharacterized. The transcript has a single exon. The record is from RefSeq and is a predicted model, not a curated record. NCBI's taxonomy places the organism in Eukaryota, Fungi, Basidiomycota, Dacrymycetes, Dacrymycetales, Dacrymycetaceae. The annotation marks the transcript as partial.
CCAUUUGGUGGUAUCAAUGUUCUAUUCACUGGUGACUUUGGGCAACUGAAAGGAGCAGCUCUGCAUUACAGCCACCAACUACUCCGUCAGAUCAUGCCACAAACAAGCCAAUCAAACAAGGGCCAAGAUGCACUACUAGGCACCUGGUACUGGAAGCAGGUGAAAGAAGUGGUCAUCCUGCAAUGGAAUGUGCGCCAAAAUCAA